AUGGACUUAGAAAAGUUUGACAUUCAUAUAAAUCGUGUGGAAUAUAAGAAUGAAAAGGUUUAUUACAUUAUAUUAGUUGAAUAUAAUGAAUUGAAAUAUGAGAUAAAUAAAAGAUAUAGUGAAUUUGAAGAAUUAAAUUGUGAAUUAUUACAUUUAGGUUUUUCAGCCUUACCAAAUUUACCCAAAAAAAAAUUAAUGUCUUAUAAAAAUAAUGAAUAUAUAAAUUAUCGUAAGAGAAUAUUAAAUAGUUAUAUCCAAAAUUUAUUUAUUAGACCAGAUAUAAGAUGUUGUGGAGUAUUUUUAAAUUUUAUUUUAUUUUAUGAUAAAAUAAAUUUAUCUGUAGAUAUAGUCAAAACCAAAUUAAUAAAUAAUAUAGGUACACAAAAAUUUUCAUUAAGUGAUAUAUAUAUUAAUGAGAAAUAUAAUUUUCUUAUUUGUGUUUAUGAAGAUAAAAGUAAUUUAAGUAAGCUAGGAAAAUUAUGGUCUAUUAUUGAACCUGAUAUGUUAGGAGAAAUUAAAAUUUUUUCUUAUAAUAAUGAUUUAACUUCAACAUUUGUUGAAACAUAUAAAGAACAAACUAUAUAUAAAGCUAGGAAUAUUGUUUGUUCUGAAAAAAAUAAUCAAGCUAUUAUUUCAGGAGAUGAUGGCAAAAUAUAUAUAUAUAAAAUAAAUAUAGAAUCCUUUACAUUAACAUAUAUUAAAAAUAUUAACUGUCAUCUUGAUACUAUAUUAAAAAUGAUGCAAUUUAAUAAUGAAUUAUUUUGUACAUGUGGGUAUGAUAAUGCCUUUAGAUUAUUAAACUUAAAUGAUAAUUUUAAAAUAUUAAGUGGUGGGAGAUGUAAUAAAAGAUUAGAUAAAGACAAAAUUACCACUUGUCAUUUAUUAUCAUAUAAUAAUAUUAUUAUAGGAACAGAUGCAUCCUUAUUUUUUAUUUAUAAUAUGUCUACUAAUCCACCCAUAUAUAUUGAUACAAAAACAAUAAAAAACGGAACUAAAAUUAAUUGUUUUACAAAUACAGAUAAAUAUCUAUUUGUAGGAUAUGAUAAUGUAAUUGCAUGUUAUAAUUAUCAUUAUAUUAAUGAAUCCAAAACUUAUAAAAAUAUGGACAAUAUAGAAAAUUUUAAAAAUAUCAAAAAUAUAAAAUAUGAUCAUAACUUAAAAAAUGGGCAUACCAAUAUGAAGCCAACAAAAAAUUAUUUUGACUCUUACAAUAUGAAUGAUAAUAAAUUUAAUGUCUCAACACCAUAUUCUGAUAAUAUAAAUUCUGAUUCUUCUUUUUAUGGUAAUCCAUCUAGUGGUACUUAUGCAACAUAUAAUGAAUCUCAAAAUGUUAGUAAUUAUGAUAUGAAUAAAUAUAAUCAUAUAAAUGAAAAUAUGCAUAUUAAUCAAAAUGACAAACAUGACAAAAAAUAUGAUAAUAUAAAUAAUUUACACAGCAACAAUAAUAAUAAUAAUAAUAAUUAUAAUAAUAAUAAUAAUAAUAAUAAUCAUCUGUAUUGUAAUGAUGAGGAAGAAAUAGUUAUUUCCAAACUUAUUGUUGAUAAUAAUAUUUCCGCAUUAUAUAUACCACCAUUACUAUACGAUAAUAAUGUUCUAUCAUUAUGUGUCAAUAAAGAAAAAAAAAUCCUAUAUGCAGGAUAUGAAGAUGCUAUCAUUAUAUGGUCUAUAACAAACGGAAUAAUCAUCUCUUCUUUUCAUGGACAUACUAAUGGCGUGCACUUUUUGAAAUACCUGAACAAGUCAGAAUUUUUAUUAUCCGGAGGUAAUGGAGGAAAUGUAAAAAUAUGGAAAAAUGACUUGGAACAAUUUAAAAUAUGGAAACCUAAAAAAACAUAUAAAUUAAAAGAUAAUAAACGUUCAAAUUCUGGAUUAAACAAAAAUGAAUUGUAUUAUCACAAUAAGGUAAAUCCAGAAAAUAACUUCAAUUUUAAUGAUAGUGAUAAUACAGAUAAGGAUGCCAUAAAUAGUGAUCACAGUGAUGCUAUGUCAAUUAAUAAUUUGAUAGAAGAAACAAAUAAAAAACAUGAAUAUGAUGUUUAUGAUACUUCUAGUUAUAAAAAAAAUAUUAUCAAUUAUAAUCAAUCACAAAAAAAAAAUGAUAGUUAUAAUGAUUUAAAAACGAAUAUUUUUUAUGAUAAAAAAAAUGAAAAUAAUUAUAUCAUUAAGGAUUAUAAAACGGAUGUAACCAAUUUAGAUGUAUGUGAACUUACUAAUAAUAUCUCUAAAAAUGAAAAACAAAAUAAAUUUAGUUAUUUUGAGGAAGGUCUUCAUUAUGAUGAUAAAUAUGCAUAUGCUUAUAAUAAGUCCCAUGAUAAUAAUGAUAGUCAAGAUAAUGUAUCCUAUGAUAAUAUAAAACAAAACAGUAUGAGAUAUAAUAAUAAUAGUCAAGAUAAUAUAUCAUAUGAUAAUAUAAAUCAAAACAGUAUGAGAUAUAAUAAUAAUAGUCAAGAUAAUAUAUCUUAUAAUAACCCAUCGAAUGAACAAGUUAUAUAUCCGAAUGUAUCAAAUGAUAAUGGAUUUAAUGAAAAGACACCUUAUUAUUAUGAAAAUACACAAAGUGCUAAAUAUACACAUGGAUCAUAUUCUCAUAAAAAUAGUCUUAGUAGUAUAUAUGAAAAUUAUUCAUAUGAAAGUAAUAUUGAUAAAUAUUCAUCAUAUCCCAAGGUUUCAACAGAAAAUAAUAUAUAUAUGAAAAAAGAUACACAUGAUAUAAAUUAUAGUUAUACUACUACAGAUGAUGUACCAUAUAAUAAUUACAAACAUGAUAAUAUGCAUAAUGUAAAUAUUAAACAUAUUAAAGAUAUUCAUAAUAAUGAUGUUAAAAAUAAUAUAGUUUAUUUGAGUGAUGAGGAGGAUGAAGAUUUAAUAUCAGCAUUUAGAUAA
Messenger RNA from Plasmodium gaboni, 2883 nucleotides. RefSeq names its product putative phosphoinositide-binding protein. NCBI's taxonomy places the organism in Eukaryota, Apicomplexa, Aconoidasida, Haemosporida, Plasmodiidae. The record is from RefSeq and is a predicted model, not a curated record. Gene Ontology annotation, molecular function: protein binding; phosphatidylinositol binding. Gene Ontology annotation, cellular component: THO complex; transcription export complex. The transcript has a single exon. The coding region runs from base 1 to 2883 and encodes 960 amino acids. Gene Ontology annotation, biological process: mRNA export from nucleus.